UUUAGUUCUACGAGGGCCUGAGAGGCGUCUGCUGAUGACUCCAGCAGGGGCUGGCACUCUUCCAUCAUCAGAGACAUUGCUGGGGAGGCUGGACCAGAUCGACCUCCGACUAAGGCAGCUGGAGGAGAAGCAAUGGCAACCAGAGAGCUACUUCACUACAGACCUGCGGCGGGCCGCCGCAAGGCCUGGUCAUCACCAGUGCAUCUCCAUGCCAUCGGCCCUGCAUGAUGUCCAUCUCAAAGGUUCCCUCAUGGAUCGCCUUCAUUUGCUCGAGACCAGGAUCCGACAGCUGAGCUUUGAAUUGGACAAGGGCAGUGGAGUUAAUGCGAGCACAUCCUCGACAAAACAAAUGAAUGAGAACAGAUGGAGCGAACCUGUUAUACUAGAGAAGAGGCAACCUGUGGUGCUGGAAAAGAAGCAGGACAAUAGCAUGAGUUCGAGCAGGGUUGCCGGCGGGGCCUGGAGGACUGGAGAGAUCUUUCAGAGGGGCCCUCGAGAUCUCCAAGGCCAGAAGACUAAAAUGAAGGUGAAGGAGCCCAAAGAAGCCAUUAGUGAUGUAGAGAAGAGAAGUGCCAUGUACCGGAAUGAGAAGAGGAGGCUGGAGCGCACCCGGCUUUACAGAAGAUGGUUUCCAGUUGGAUGCUGAAAGAUGCUUCCAUUCUCCUAUGUUGUUUUCUCAAAUUCCUGAAUGUAUGUCUACCUGCAAUCAUAGUUAUUCAAAGUUACAUGG
Messenger RNA from Elaeis guineensis (African oil palm), 730 nucleotides. The record is from RefSeq and is a predicted model, not a curated record. NCBI's taxonomy places the organism in Eukaryota, Viridiplantae, Streptophyta, Magnoliopsida, Arecales, Arecaceae.